GUGUAGGGUGUGAUGGAAGCUGAGACCCCACCUCCUCAAAGCACACAUAACUAGGGAUGGAGCAUGAGUGGCACUGACCGUGACCCUUCUCUACUGUGCAGAGCCAGGGAUGCUUUUGCAACCCAAUGCUUUCCAUUCCUUGAUGGGAAGACCAUCACUGCAGGCUUCGGAGAGACUUCACACCACUGUGACUUCCCUGCAGGAGUUGGGAUAGCCACAAAUACCACCUGAGUUGUGGAACUCAUCCCAUGGGGUGGAGUGGCCAUGAGAGCACAGAGCUUAGAUUGGAGCCUGGCACUGGCCCUGACUCAUUGGGUGACUGCAGAGCGAUGUGCCUCGAUUUCCCCUGUGCUUAAUUGGGAAUAAUAACAGCCCCCGCAACUCUGCCCUGCUCUACACCAUGCGUCUCCCUGAGAUGAAAGGAUUUCAGAGGACUUCCCAGAUGCUAAUUAAGAACGUUUGGAUGACAGAGCACGAUGCUAUCAUCAGGCGUAACCACCUCCCAGGACCAUGCACUAUUAUGGGGAGAGGUACAAACAGCUGUACCUGCCGGGCUCCAGCUACGUCACCGAAAGCCACCAGCAUUGCACAUCCCAGCCUGAUGCAUGCAGCACCACCUGCCACCCGCUGAGCAUCAUCAAGAGCCCUGUGCCCAGAUGGCAGAGCUAUGUGCAGCCUUUCACCUAUGUGUGCUCACAACCCAGUGUGACCCACAACACGCUGCUGCCCUGCCAGCCUUGUGUGCAGCAGUGUGUUGUGCUGUGCCCAGAGCCCUGUGAAAACACACAUCUGCUGCCCUGUAGGAAGCCCAGUGUGCGGCUCGGCCCAACACAAGUUCUGCAGUCCUGUGAGAAUGGCCACUUGGAGAAGAAACGUGUGGCCAAGAGCCUCCCACCCUGUGCUCCACGGUGCCCAGAGCCAGGCAAACUCAAGUACCCACCAUGUGGGAUCAGGUAUUCAUCCUCCUGCAAGAAUGAGUGCAGGUCAAAGAAGGUCUCCAGGUGCUCAUCGCAGAGGUAUGGUGCAGAGAACCGCUGCCUGCAAGGGAUGACCAGUGGCUAUUCCCUGCCACUUCGAGGGGUCACCGAGUGCCCCCCACAGCAGUGCGUGACACAGUGCUUCCUGGAGGAGUACAUCAGCCCUUUCCCACACCAGAAGUGUUCCAAGGGUUAUCCAAUGCAGGAGUGCAUCACCACCUGCACCCCACAGCAAGUGCCCAAGUGCCCCCCUGGGAGCGGGGCCAAGGGGAGCUCAUCCCAGCAGCGCCUUGCCAAGUGCUCAUUGCUGCAGGAGGGAGCCAAGCAUAAGAGCUCAUCAGCUCAGCACAUCAGCAAGUCUAAGUGCCUCCACCCAUGUGCCACCCAGCGCUCACCACGGCACCAUGCAGGGGACGUGAAGCGUUCGAGCCACUCCAAGAAGAGCCGCUGUGCUUCCAAAUGGCUCUGGUGAAGGGGCUGAAGGUGCUGUGACAACAGCAAACCACGUAGCUGGGGCCUGAGGUUGUGUUUUCCCCUGUUCCUAACCCCUGGAAGUGCUUUGCCCAGUCUUUCCCUUAUUGUAAUCAACGCUAACCUUUGUAUGCUACCUUGCCUUCCUCCUGUGGUUCCCCUGUAGUUAUUCCUGCAACAGAAUUUAUGUUAACGAGAUGCUAAGUAGCUCUGAGCAGGUGCUCAGAUUUGAGCUUUGAGCUGAUCCAACUCUGCCAUGGCAUUUGCACUCCAAGAGGUUGUUACUGUUAACUUCAUCAGUGAUUUUAACUGGUUGUGCCCACUGUAUUAAAUCUCAGGUUGCAACCAGAUCCCUGCUGUCUGUUGUCUCAUUCGUUUUCCUUGUGUUUCUGUCUCUUUAUUUUAAUGUUUCCAACACCAGCUGACAAAACUGCUCCCUGUUGUUUUAUUUCUCUUCUUUGCAAAGCUUUUAGGGCUAGAGAGGCUUACAGUAGAGGGAAAUGAUCCUGAUGCUGGACAGUUGGGCAGAGAUACAGCAAAAGCAGCAGCACAGAGUAAGGCUUCAUUAGUGAAAUGAGACUCAUUAGCAGCUCUCUGCUGUAAUUUCACUGCAGCUGUGUAAAUUAUGAAUUGGGUUCUGUGGCACAGCCCCUGGGAUAGCAGA
Molecule: messenger RNA, 2112 nt
Organism: Coturnix japonica (Japanese quail)
Lineage: Eukaryota; Metazoa; Chordata; Aves; Galliformes; Phasianidae
Source: RefSeq, a predicted model, not a curated record